GGAAUUUUCAGUUAAAAUUCGACUCGAUAUUUGAUUUGGCAACGUCGCAAAUGCCUAGGUCACGUGACAUCCCCAGUUGCUUUUAAUAACAGGAUUUGCCCUUCAAAUGACAUUUUUCAGUGGCCGUGGGUCGUGAAGUGUUAUAGAAAAAAUUAAUAGCUUAAAAGGUACUACUCUCCCAUAACAAACAGUAACCAUGCCAAAAAUUGGAAUCAACGGAUUCGGUCGUAUCGGCCGUUUGGUGCUGCGCGCCUCAGUCGAACGUGGCGGUGACGCAGUAGUGGUCGCCGUGAAUGACCCUUUCCUCACCCCUGACUACAUGGUGUACCUGUUCAAGUACGACUCCACCCACGGCAAGUUCAAGGGAUGCGUCUCUUGUGAGGGAAACAACUUGAUCGUCAACGGUAACAAGAUCGCCGUUUUCAACGAGAAGGACCCGAAGUCUAUCCCAUGGGGCCAGCAUGGCGCAGACUACGUAGUCGAAUCCACUGGCGUGUUCACCACUAUCGAAAAGGCCUCCCAACAUUUGGCUGGUGGUGCCAAAAAGGUCAUCAUUUCUGCCCCAUCCGCUGACGCCCCAAUGUACAUCUUUAUUGACGCAUGUUGCCAUAACAAUGCUGAUUUUUGUUUUCAGGUAAUCUCGAACGCCUCCUGCACGACAAACUGUCUGGCUCCCUUGGCCAAAGUGAUCCAUGACAACUUCGAGAUCGUCGAAGGUUUGAUGACCACCGUCCAUGCUACCACUGCUACCCAGAAGACCGUGGAUGGACCAUCGGGCAAAUUGUGGCGUGACGGUCGUGGUGCUGCACAAAACAUCAUUCCUGCUUCCACUGGAGCCGCCAAGGCCGUCGGCAAGGUCAUUCCAUCUUUGAACGGCAAAGUGACAGGUAUGGCGUUCCGUGUACCAGUAGCCAACGUUUCCGUUGUGGACUUUACGGUCCGUCUGGCCAAACCAGCCAAAUAUGAGGACAUCAAAAAGAAGAUCAAGGAAGCUUCCGAGGGCCCCAUGAAAGGCAUCUUGGGAUACACAGAGGAGAUGGUUGUCUCUUCCGAUUUCAUCGGUGACACCCACUCUUCGAUCUUCGACGCAAACGCCGGAAUUCCUCUGACUGACAACUUUGUGAAACUCAUCUCGUGGUACGACAACGAGUUCGGAUACUCGAACAGGGUUGUCGAUUUGAUCAAGUACAUCGCCACCAAGGAGUAAAAUAGUAUUAUUGGUGUGUUGAGUUGAGGCGGGCAGACAGAUUAUUUUUGCCAAAAAUUCGUCAAUCUUUUUUUCAUGACCAACAAUUUUCGAAAUAGUUUUAUCUGUCGGAACUGACAAUAUUAACACACACAAAAAAUGGGAGAAUGUUUUUUGAAAAGUCUGUUUUUCGACAUGUGUAUAAUUUGGAUAAUAAGUUUAGCUUCUGAUCGAGCAUACUUUUUGUGUAUUUUUAUUUAUAUAUAAUCUAAAACAAUAUAUUGUUAUUAAAUGUCUGAAUUAGGGUUGA
Molecule: messenger RNA, 1496 nt
Organism: Acanthoscelides obtectus
Lineage: Eukaryota; Metazoa; Arthropoda; Insecta; Coleoptera; Chrysomelidae
Source: the annotation of a GenBank genome assembly